Molecule: messenger RNA, 2418 nt
Organism: Pseudozyma flocculosa PF-1
Lineage: Eukaryota; Fungi; Basidiomycota; Ustilaginomycetes; Ustilaginales; Ustilaginaceae
Exons: 2
Coding region: 1-2418 (805 amino acids)
Cellular component (GO): cytoplasm; nucleus
Molecular function (GO): nicotinamide-nucleotide adenylyltransferase activity; ATP hydrolysis activity
Source: RefSeq, a predicted model, not a curated record
AUGACCAGCAAGACGGCUGCGGCCUCACGCAUCGCAAAGGCCGUGGCAGCGUCGGCGUCGGCGUCGGCAUCGGCGUCGAGCGCAGCCGGCAAGCCGGGCCUCGAGAUCCUCUACUCGACCCAUCCCUCGUGGCCAUACCCUCCCAGCUCGAGCGCAUCUUCGGCAGCGCAGUCGCCAUCUUCAUUGCCGUCCCCAUCUCCACAGCUGGGCAACCUCGACAUCGCCGUGCUCGACUCGUCGUUCAACCCUCCAUCCAAGGCCCACCUCGCCCUCACCCUCUCGCGGCCGCUGCUGGCCCAGUCGUCGUCGGCGGGCAGCAAGCGGCACUACGACGCCCACCUGCUCCUCUUUUCGACCAACAACGCCGACAAGGGCAAGGGCAAGAGGGGCGACGCGUCGCUCGAGCAGCGCGUGCACAUGAUGACGCUGCUCGCCCAGCAGAUCGAACACGAGCUCGAGCUCGAGCAGCAGCGGCAGCAGCAGCAGGAUGCGCGGCCCAACGUCGCCGUCGCGCUCGUCGACAAGCCCCUCAUCUUUGACAAGUCGACGCUCACCUGGGAUGCGCUCCGGCAGAGGGCGGGCGAGGCGGAUCGCAGGGCGUCGCGGCCGAGACUGCACUGGGUCGUCGGCUUCGACACCCUGUACCGCGUGUUUCAGCCAAAGUACUACCCCUCCGAGGCCGAAAUGGAGCGCCAGUGCGGCGUCUUUUUCGACGAGGAGCGGACCACAUUCGUCUGUGCGAGGCGCGAUGCGGCGUCGUUCCCAUCGCUCUCGUCGGCCGACGAGGCGGCCGACGACGAGGCCAAGCUGCUCGGGUCGCCGCGGGUCAAGAAGUGGGUCGACGCCGGCAGCGUAGCGCUGCUCGAUCUGGAGCCGGCCGAGACGCGGCUGAGCUCUACGCGGAUCCGCGAGGUGCUGCGGGAUGCCGGAAUGGACGAGAGCGGCAAGCGGAGGGAGCUCGAGGACAUGGUGCCGUCGCUUCUGGUCGAGUACCUGCUGACGAGUGGCGUCUACGUGGAUCCGGAGGCCGCCAGCGCCAGCGCCAGCGCCAGCGGGUCCAGGGUCACUUCUAGGAACUCGCUCGACAUGUCCAGCCCGCUCGCAUCGCCCUACCGCACCCACCACCCCACCUCGUGGAAUCACGCCGCCCCCGGCCCAGCAAUGUGGCACCUACCCCCCGCGCCGCCCACGCCCGACGUCUCGAUGUCGUCGUCGUCGUCAUCGUCGUUGCGCCCGAUGACAGCGGCGAACAACGCCGUCGCUGGUCCCUCGUCGUCCGCGGCGCAGGACCGCUACCUGCCACUACAGACCUUUUCCUCGCCCAACAGCACACCGCUGCCGGCACAUACCCACGCCCUGCUCGAGUCCAAGCGCCAGUCGCUCUUUACCGGGUCUUCCAACCGCACCGCCGCCUCGACACAUGCGCCCUCGCGCUCCCGCUAUGCCGUCGCCGACUCCGGGCGGCUGUCGGGUAACCGCGCACGGCCACACCAUCGCUCGAGCGACCCGGCCUCGCUCUCCUCUCCAGACCGGUCCUUGGCGGCGGGUGCGGCUGCGGGUGCCGUCGCCCUCGAUCAGGACUCGCCUACCAGGCAGGUGUGGCGCGCCAAGUUCCGCCAGCGCUGCCAGCAGCAGAUGGCGCGCGACCGCGCACGCACCCUCGCCCAUACCCGCGGCGCAUCCUUCCUGCGGCACAUGGGCGCAGAGCCAGACGACGAGCUGGUCCUCACGCCAGGCCAUGCCGACCCGAGCUCGCGAUUCAGACGGGCCGACAUGAUUGGCAGCGACGACCUGCCGAGCAGCAGCGACGUCGAUGCCGACAUGGACGAGGGCGGUCCCGCUGCCGGCGGGUCGAGGUGGUGGGAAGAUGACGAGGAGCUCAUCCGGCGCGUCAUGGUCGCAGAGUAUCGCCGCAUCAAGCGGGCGCAGGAAGCCAGCGGCGAGAGGGAGGUCGGGUGGCUCGAUCCCGACGAGGUGGCCUACCUCGAAGAGGAGACGAGGAGGGAGGAGUCCGACCUGCAGACCGCCUCGACCUACGCCGGAGCGCAGCGGCGUCCUUUGCCGGCCGACGCAACGCCCACCAAGAACAUCGGGCCCACGUGGACCCCCGGCGUCGGCAUGACCAUGGCGAGGCGCGGUGACGGCGCUGCCGGUGCGGACGUCACGCCAAGAGCCGAGGCGGCGGAGCUGGAGCCGCCCGAGGACCUGCUCGACGACGACGAGGCGCUGUACAACCACUAUCUGCACCACCACACGCCUCAGCUGUCGACCACGGGCGGCGCGGGCGGCGACGAGGCGAUGGACCAGGGCGACAACGACGACGACGACGGAGAGGCGAGCCAGCCCAUGUCGCAGAGCUGGGAGGGCGAUCAGGACUUUGAGAUGGCGCUGGCGUCGAUGCCGAUGCCUCACGACUGA